Molecule: messenger RNA, 4329 nt
Organism: Pseudoliparis swirei
Lineage: Eukaryota; Metazoa; Chordata; Actinopteri; Perciformes; Liparidae
Gene: gucy2ca
Product: guanylate cyclase 2Ca
Exons: 27
Coding region: 1-3252 (1083 amino acids)
Biological process (GO): protein phosphorylation; intracellular signal transduction; cGMP biosynthetic process
Molecular function (GO): guanylate cyclase activity; ATP binding; protein kinase activity
Source: RefSeq, a predicted model, not a curated record
AUGUACAGCUCACACAGUUUGCCUUACCUGGGAGUGUUAAUAGUGGCGGUGGUUGGCAACAAAAUAUUGGAAGAGUGUCUGUUAUCGAACCAUACGUACACCAUGAACGUCGUGCUGCUGGAGGACAACACUUAUGGGUGGAGUCGGCCGUUUGUCCAGGCGGCCGUGGAACGAGCCAUCGCACAGGACGAGAAGGAGAAUGAGGACGCUGGUUUAGACUUCAAGUUGACGGCUAACUAUAAUGGCUUCGACACCACAGUGUACAACCGGCAGGGCUGUGGCAGCAGCACCUGUGAGGGAGUGGCAAUCCUCAAGCUGCUGCAUAGUAAGGAUGAGGUUGGCUGCGUCAUGCUGGGGCCUUCCUGCACUUAUGCCACCUUCCAGUUAGUGGAUGAUGAAAUUGGCCUGAACCUGAGCAUUCCCAUCAUCUCUGCUGGGAGCUUCGGCCUCUCGUGCGACUAUAAGCCCAAACUGACCCGACUUCUGCCUCCAGCACGCAAGAUCUCAGACUCAUUAUACAACUUUAUGAUAACAAAAUUGCCAUUUAAGGAGACAUGGAAACAGGUCUACGUCUACAAGAAGUCCACCAACGUAACUGAAGACUGCUUCUGGUACAUCAACGCGUUGGAAGCACCCUCUGCCAGCUUUGCCUCAAAGACAGCCAGAGAGAUGGUGCGUGGGGAGGACGAGCUGAAGAAGACACUCAACUUAAAGAAGAGACACAGCAACAUUUUCAUCUUGUGUGGGGGCCCCGAUGACGUGGUUUCAAUAAAGCAGAUGGUGGGCCGGAUUGAUGAAGAGAUCAUGUUCGUUCUCCUUGAUAUUUACAACCCUGAGUAUUAUGUCAACACAACAUCCAGUCAGGGUAUGCAGGAUGUACUAGUGAUCACGCUGCCUCAGAGGAACUACAUCUAUGGAUCAAACUCAACAAGCAACGACACGAUAAAUGACUAUGUGGCCGGGUACCACGAUGGGGCUCUGCUGUUUGGCAAAGUGCUCAGAGAGAAGAUGCUCAGCCAGCGAGAAAACCGAUCCUAUGAUGCGCCUCUGGAUGACAACCCUUUUGUCAAUGUCUCCUUUGACGGUAUGGGAGGACACUAUGUGCUCGAUGAGUAUGGGGACCGAGAUAUAAACUUCUCCAUGAUUUACACAUCAACCGUCACUGGCAAGUACGAAACCCUGCUGAUGUUUGACACGUCGCAAAAUAGAAGCAUCGUGGUCGACGCAAACCCCGCCCUGCACUGGAACGGUCACCUGCCUUCUGAUGUGCCAACAAAACAAAAUGACUUAGAUAUGCAGGACGUGAUUGUGAUCGUUCUGAGUCUCAGUGUCGUUGUGGUGACGGCCAUCGCUCUCAUCUUCUACAGUCAGAACAGGAAAGACCAUCUCAUGCAGAAGAAGUGGUCUCACAUCAACCCGCUUCUGAUUGGUCCACUGGACGAGAAGGCGGUCUCACUGAAGAUUGAUGAAGAUAAGAGGAAGGAGAGCACAUUUCUCAACCAUCGAGGCCGCUAUGAUAAAAAGCCUGUAAUCUUGAAAGAGUUGAAACAGACGGACGGAGACUUCACAGAGGGCCAGAGGAUUGAGCUGAACACUCUGCUGCGUAUAGAUUACUACAACCUGACAAAGUUCUACGGCACAGUGAAGUUUGAGUACGGUGUGUUCGGCGUGUUCGAGCUCUGCCAGAGGGGCUCCCUCCGGCACAUUCUGAAUGACAGGAUCUCAUACCCGGAUGAAACCUUCAUGGACAACGAGUUCAAGACAUCAGUCAUCUAUGACAUCGCAAAGGGCAUGUCCUAUCUCCACUCCAGUAACAUCCAGGUCCACGGUCGCCUCAAGUCCUCCAACUGUGUGGUCGACAACCGCAUGGUGGUCAAGAUCACCGACUUUGGCUGUCACACCAUCCUGAAGCCCGGCAGAGACGUGUGGACUGCCCCGGAGCAUCUUCGUAAAGAUGGGGUGUCUCAAAAAGGCGACGUCUACAGCUAUGCCAUCAUUGUUCAUGAGAUCGUGUUGAGGCAGGGUCCGUUCUACACGGAGUGCUGCUCUGAUCCUGCAGAGAAGAUCUACAGAGUGAAUUACACCAGUGGGAUGAACGUCUUCAGACCGGACCUCACCUUUGACGGCGCAUCAGAAAAACAGGUGGAGCUGUUCAUGCUGAUACAAAUCUGCUGGGAUGAAGACCCAGACAGAAGGCCAGAUUUUAAGAGAAUAGAGGUCACUCUGGGUAAGAUUUUCGGUAACCGGCACAACCAAGGCAGUGAGACGUACAUGGACAACCUGAUCCGCCGCUUGCAGAUGUACUCCAGAACUCUGGAGCAUCUGGUGGAGGAGAGAACCUCUUUGUACAAAGCGGAGAGGGACAGAGCGGAUCACCUCAACUUCAUGCUGCUUCCUGGCCCAGUGGUGCGUUCACUGAAGGAGACGGGCAAAGUGGAACCGGAGCUGUUUGAGGAGGUGUCCAUCUACUUCAGCGACAUUGUGGGAUUCACCACCCUCUGCCACUACAGCACCCCCAUGGAGGUGGUGGACAUGCUCAACGACAUCUACAAGAACUUUGACAGCAUCCUCGACCACCACCACCGUGACGUGUACAAGGUUGAAACGAUAGGAGAUGCGUACAUGGUUGCCUCAGGUUUGCCCAAUCGCAAUGGUGACAGGCAUGCGGUGGAUAUUGCCCACAUGGCCUUGGACAUUCUGGCAUUUGUCGGGACCUUUGAGUUGCAGCACCUGCCUGGCAUCCCUCUGUGGAUUCGGAUCGGUGUGCAUUCAGGGCCGUGUGCAGCGGGAGUGGUGGGGAACAAGAUGCCCCGCUACUGUCUUUUCGGAGAUACGGUCAACACUGCAUCACGCAUGGAGUCCACGGGCCUGCCUCUGAGAAUUCACUUGAGCCAGUCUACCAUCAACAUCCUGCAGAGGACAGACUGCAUGUUUGAGUAUGAAGAAAGAGGAGAGACGUACUUAAAGGGUAAAGGCAAAGAGAUGACAUACUGGUUAACAGGAGUGACCGGGGGGAAAUACAACCUGCCGACACCUCCAACAGCGGAGAACUUCCAGCGGCUCCAGCAGGACCUGUCGGAGAUGAUCGUGUCCAGUUUGGAGAGCCGUGGCGAUGGGAGCGAGGGCUUUAAAAACAGGAAGACCCUGUCCACCAAAGUCCAUCGGGGAGAGACUAACAGCAGCCUGCAGAGGAACAGCCCGCCGGAGUACUUCCACCUGGCUGUCACUGACAACCCCAGCUCGUACCUGUGAUGAGGAGCUUUCAGUACAAUAUGGCCAAGGAGGAGACGUCAUAGAAGUACAUCACAGCACCUGAAUCAGCCCUGCUGGGUGUGUUGGCGUGGCAGCGGAGCCGCCGUGAGGACCAGCGGGCGUGUUGGAAGUGAGCCGUGUGUGUUGAUGUAACGAUAAACGGUCGAGCAACAGAGUCUCAGUUGUCUCUUUACCCUUUGACGCGUCAUCCUCUCAACACCCAUCCUUCUGACACGAAAUUAACUGUUUAUUAGUCGAUGUUUUGCUAAAAAGGAACAAAGUCCACCCUAAGAUUUGUUUGUAAAUCUCAUUCAAGAUGUUUUUCAAGUUUUAUUGUGGAGGAAUAGAUGGUUUAAAUGGUUAAAAUAAGGCUCCUCCUCUUUUAUUGUGCUGAGCUGACACAUUUCAACACGACAUUCUUGAGAUAGCAUCACUGUGUGUACUCUACAUUAUCACAUGUAUGUUAUGGGAAUAAGAAAAGGAACAAACCAGCCCUAAGAGUAGCAAACAAAUAUACAAUAUCUACCAGUGUAUUUUGAUACUGUCACUUUAGGGAGCCAACGUUUUGCAAUUUUACUCAUAAUGGCUAUACAUAUAACUAUUUUGUGUGGAUAUUUCAUAUAUAAUGUUGCAAAUAAAAAACGGCAUGGGCUCAUGCCUUCUUUUAAUUAGUAACACACAACCAUCACCAUCUCCUGGCCUGUGGAAAAUGAUAAGUCACAGGUAGUUAUUGUCACAACUACAUGGAUCUUAUGGGAGUCAUAUCAGAGCUAUUAAAACACACGGCUUUCUCAAAGUAAUCCAAAUUGAAUGAAUGUACUCCUCUUGACUUUUCUUUAAACAGUUCUCCGUUUAUGUUUAGAUGCUGCCUGCAGGAAACUUAUUGAUUGAGAAAGUUUGACACUAUUUACCAUGUAAAUACCCUUUUCUGCUUUUCCAAACUGUACUUGUCACAAUAUAGCGGAGAUCUGAGAAUAUUUCUCUUUCACACCACAAUGCUACCUUGUUUUCAGAACAUCAGAAAUAUCUGUAAGGAUUUUGGUCUUGUUUUAUUAAAUGAUGUUUAAAAUAUGGCAC